AUGAAGAAUGAGCUCCGGCUCUUCGUGAUAUUUGCAUGUGUUUUUGAGACUGUCUGCCAAUCUGUCGACAUCCGAUGCUAUUCCUGUACUUCGAUGGAAGCCGAGCAAUUGCUGAAUGACGUAACAGACCCAAAUUGGAGAAGGUGGCUCGAAAACGUCAGAAAUGUGCCUUACACCGAAACGUGUAAAGAUUACUUCCAGGUUGAUCGAGCAAUUCGGUCCGGCGUGAAAAACCAGAAUUGCGAGGAUGGUGCCUGUAUGAAAAUGUGGUUCCAGGAAGUCAAUGGCGCCUCUCACGUUUGGCGAAGCUGCAUCCCGAAUGCUCGCGAUCAGAUUCGGAGUGAUUGUACGAGAGUGAGCACGAGUCAAGGCGAAAUGGAAGUGUGCACGUGUACCGGAAACCUAUGCAAUUCUAGUCCUCAACGAUCCGUGUAUUUCAUAAGUAUUUUUGUACUUUGUGCCCUCCUCUCCUUGAUGCUG
Messenger RNA from Mesorhabditis spiculigera, 480 nucleotides. Lineage: Eukaryota; Metazoa; Nematoda; Chromadorea; Rhabditida; Rhabditidae. The record is from the annotation of a GenBank genome assembly.